GCCUAAUUAGAACAACUAAAAUGUCUUCUCAGCAGCUUUUGAUCACUUUGUCAUUGUGAACUGAACUCCUCACCAGCAGGUGGCGGUAAUGCUCACCAGAGCUGUUUGUCCACCGCAGUAAACCCACGAAGAAGAAUCCUGCUGCGCACGUGCUGACGUCCAUCUUGACGUCGUUCCACAGUUGCUGUGGUUCUCGUAGCAAAGCAGGAGGUGGGAUGGUGUUGUUGUGUAGCUAAAGUUGCUGGUUUGAUGGCGGGUUGUGGUGCUUUAGGGCAACGUGUGAAUGUCUGUGGUGAAAAGGUGUUGAGUUGAGCCCCAGAGAGAGAUUAGCAACGAGCAGAAAGUGCUGCUGAAGAAAGAUUGACGGAGUUGAAAGAAGUCUUGGUGGAGCCGGAGGAAGAGAUGGAGGAUGAGCGCAGACUGCUGGAUUUCAGCCGGAUCCCCCUGAUAAUCUUACAGCGAAUAGAUCCCCAAAAUUCUUGCUUCUCUACAGAGGAGGGCGUUCACACUGAGCUUUGCACCCCGGAGAGAAACUCCACUGUAGAUGAGCAGGAAUCACAACCUCGACAGAUAAAAGAGGAGAAUGAGGAACAAGAACAUCCACAAUUUAAAGACGAGGAGAGGCCACUCUACAUCAGUCAGUCUGAAAAGCAACUUGCCCUGAAACAGGAGACUAAAGACAUUUUAAUGAUAUCUUCUAACGUGCAAAGACUCCCCAAUGAAACAGAACAAAGCAGGAACAAACUCAUCUCUCAAGCCUCCCCAGAAGUUCAGAACCAGGACGAGGAAGGAAACAAUCAGGAACCAGAAAAAAAGAGAGAAGAACAGAAGCACAAACAGCCGAAAAGAACUGCUGACAUUUCAAAACCAAAAAGUAACAAGAAACCUCACCCUGACCAAUAUAUGUAUUCUUGUAAAACUGGUUAUGAAAACCUUUCUCAAUCAAAGCCCUUGAGUACAAACACAAGAACAGACAAGGCACAGAAUCCUUUCUCAUGUAUGAGCUGUGGGAAAAAGUUCACCUAUAGAACCAGUUUAGAAAUUCACAUGAGAACUCACACGGGUGAGAAGUGUUGGUCAUGUGUGACUUGCGGAAAGAGCUUUAGUCGACCAAGCGUUUUAAAAAAUCACAUUAGAUCUCACACAGGUGAGAAGCCUUUCACAUGUGCGACCUGUGGAAAAGGUUUUGGCCAAAAAGGCUAUUUAAAAACUCACAUGAGAACUCACACAGGUGAGAAGCCUUUCACAUGUGUGACUUGUGGGAAAAGUUUUGGUCAUAAAAACAGUUUAAAAGCUCACAUGAAAACUCACACAGGUGAGAAGCCUUAUACAUGUGUGACCUGUGGGAAAAGUUUUGUUCAUAAACACUAUUUAAAAGCUCACAUGAGAUCCCACACAGCUGAGAAACCUUUCAAAUGUGAGAUGUGUAAAAAAUGUUAUAAAAUAAAAUCCAAUUUAUUAUAUCACAUGAAAAGUCACACAGGUGAGAAACCUUUAAAAUGUGAGACCUGUGGGAAACGUUUUGGUUACCAAAGCAAUUUAAAAGCUCAUAUGAGAACUCACACAGGUGAGAAGCCUUUUACAUGUGUGACAUGUGGCAAAAGGUUUGGACAUAAAAAAAAAUUAGAAGCUCACAUGAGAACUCACACAGGUGAGAAGCCUUUUCACAUGUGUGACAUGUGGCAAAAGGUUUGGUCAUAAAAAAAAUUUAGAAGCUCACAUGAGAACUCACACAGGUGAGAAGCCUUUCACAUGUCUGACCUGUGGGAAAAGUUUUGGGAAAUUACAGAGCUUUAAA
Molecule: messenger RNA, 1798 nt
Organism: Fundulus heteroclitus (mummichog)
Lineage: Eukaryota; Metazoa; Chordata; Actinopteri; Cyprinodontiformes; Fundulidae
Product: gastrula zinc finger protein XlCGF52.1-like
Exons: 2
Coding region: 403-1701 (432 amino acids)
Biological process (GO): central nervous system development; regulation of transcription by RNA polymerase II
Cellular component (GO): nucleus
Molecular function (GO): DNA-binding transcription factor activity, RNA polymerase II-specific; RNA polymerase II cis-regulatory region sequence-specific DNA binding
Source: RefSeq, a predicted model, not a curated record